AUGGACGCGGAAACGAGCGCGGAGGGAAAGGAGCGACAAAGGAAGGCAUUGCAGAGCUUUGCGAAAGAAUUCGGACGGGGUGUACGACAGCAACGAACGAGAGGGAAGACCAAAGGAAGAGCUGGUACACUUCCACUUGCUCUGAGUAUGUUCAGAAGGAAUGCGUCGGCACAUGGAGAAGUCGAUCUGCUGAAAGAGGUUCGAGGGAGUGAAGGACAAACUACACUUCAAGACGUUGCAAGAGAUUAUCUAUUCAAAAGGCGACAUAGUUGCUCUCAAGCAAAAUUACAAGAGGUGUAUCAUUCCUUUAUUCCCUGCAGUUGUUUUGA
Messenger RNA from Porites lobata, 329 nucleotides. The record is from the annotation of a GenBank genome assembly. NCBI's taxonomy places the organism in Eukaryota, Metazoa, Cnidaria, Anthozoa, Scleractinia, Poritidae.